Pristis pectinata (smalltooth sawfish) is the source of this 3456-nucleotide messenger RNA. RefSeq names its product RTF1 homolog, Paf1/RNA polymerase II complex component (gene rtf1). The transcript is spliced from 17 exons. Gene Ontology annotation, molecular function: RNA polymerase II C-terminal domain phosphoserine binding; DNA binding. The record is from RefSeq and is a predicted model, not a curated record. Bases 1 to 1896 code for a protein of 631 amino acids. Lineage: Eukaryota; Metazoa; Chordata; Chondrichthyes; Rhinopristiformes; Pristidae. Gene Ontology annotation, cellular component: Cdc73/Paf1 complex.
AUGACGGGCAUUGUGUACGGUCCUCCCAUGGGUUGGAACCAGGGAUAUGGAGACAGGAACUGUUGGACUGUGGGAGGCAGCAAGACCAAAAAGAAGGGAAAAGGCAAGAGUGGAGAGAAGAAACCAACCACAAAGAGAGCAGUGAACAAGGCGGCAUCUUCUGGCAGCUCAGCAGAAGACAGCUCUGGAGAUAGUUCUGCUCCAGAGGAAGGGGAAGUUUCCGAUUCAGAAAGGAGUAGCUCAUCUUCAAGCUCCGAGUCUUCAUCCUCAUCAGAAGAGGAAGAGUUCCAUGAUGGCUAUGAUGAUGACCUCAUGGGUGAUGAGGAGGACAGAGCAAGGUUGGAACAAAUGACUGAGAAGGAACGAGAGCAAGAACUCUACAACCGGAUAGAAAAGCGAGAAGUGCUAAGGCGGAGAUUUGAAAUUGAAAAGAAGCUGAAAGCAGCAAAGAAAAAGGAAAAGAAAGAGAAAAAGAAGAAAAUGGAGGAAGAGCGUGAGAAGAAGAUGCAGCAGAUUCAGGAGUUGCCGGUGAUGUCUCACAACAAAGAGCGGAGGUCAAGGAGGGAUGAGAAACAGGACAAGAAAUCUCAGGCAAUGGAGGAGUUGAAAGCUGAAAGAGAGAAGAAGAAAAACAAAACAGCUGAAUUAUUGGCCAGGAAACAGCCUCUAAAAGCCAGUGAGGUUUAUUCUGACGAUGAAGAAGAGGAAGAGGAGGAGCAGUCCAGUGUGAAGAGCGAUCGGUCGUCUCGGACUUCGUCUUCUGAUGAAGAGGAAGAAAAAGAGGAAGUUCCAGCCAAGUCACUUCCUGUCACUUUGCCAGAGGAACUCAACAAAAUCAGGCUUUCACGGUAUAAACUGGAACGAUGGUGUCACAUGCCCUUCUUUUCCAAAACAGCGGUCGGGUGCUUUGUCCGCAUUGGCAUUGGAAACAGCAAUGGGAAGCCAGUGUACAGGGUUGCAGAGAUCACUGGUGUUGUAGAAACUGGAAAGGUUUAUCAGCUGGGCAGUUCAAGGACAAACAAAGGCCUACAGUUACGUCAUGGCUCAGAUGAACGGGUGUUUCGACUUGAGUUUGUGUCAAACCAGGAGUUCACAGAAACUGAGUUCAUGAAAUGGAGAGAAACGAUAAUGAUGGGAGGAAUGCAGUUACCAACCAUGGAUGAAGUUAACAAGAAGGAGCAGCAGAUCAAACAGGCACUGGAGUAUAAAUUCAAUGAUCGUGACAUUGAAGAGAUUGUGAAGGAGAAGGAUCGAUUCAGGAAAGCGCCUUCCAAUUAUGCCAUGAAAAAGACUCAGCUCAUGAAAGAAAAGGCGAUGGCAGAAGAAGCAGGUGAGCCAGAGAAAGCACGGCAAAUCCAGGAACAGCUGAAUGAACUGGAAGAACGGGCAGAGGCCCUUGACAGACUUCGCACAAAAAACAUCUCUGCCAUCAGCUACAUAAACCAGAGGAACAGAGAAUGGAACAUUGUGGAGUCUGAGAAGGCUUUACUGGCUGAGGUCCAGAAUGAGAGGACCAAGCAGAUGGACCCCUUCACCAGGCGCCAAUGUCAACCCACCAUCGUCUCCAACUCUCGGGACCCUGCAGUCCAGGCUGCCAUCAUUGCUCAUCUGAAUGCCAAGUAUGGAUCUGGGUCCCAGACAGAGCUGCCCCUGGAACUAAACAAACCGCAGGACCAGGGUAGCAGUAAAAAGGAGGACAGCAAUAAUAAAACUAAUUCUGACCUCUCUGAGGACCUCUUCAAGGCCCAUGACUUUGAUAUCAAGAUAGAUCUGCAAGUGCCCAAUGCAGAAUCCAAGUCAUUGUCAGUGAGCUCAAAAACUCCAUCUGUCAAAGACGGAACCCCAAGGCGAUCCCUAAACCUGGAGGACUACAAAAAGCGUCGGGGGCUGAUCUGAAGGGUACCACACUGCUGCUGCAGUUCUUUGCAUGUGUCUCACUGGCAGUGGCUGAGUGCAGCAAGCGGACAUUAAAGGACUGAGUCCGGCCGUCUGUCUCUAUUCAGGCAGGGUGGCUGUUGUAUAAAAAAACAAUGCCUGGUGAUUUUUUUUUUCCCUUUAGUAAAAAUAACUUGAGUGCUGCUUUCUGUCAUUCUUUAGUGCUUGGCUGCAAAGUGAUCCCACUCAGUAAACCUGCAGUCUUUUUUUUAAUCUUAACUGGGGAUUGAGACAAAUUCAUUUGAGGGGACAGUUUGAUUUGUGCAUUGAGUGAGCUCGCUUUGAUGUAGGGCUCUUCCAUGAGAACAUCUUGUAUACAGGAAACACUUUUCUACGGCUGUGAUUUGUACAUGUACACAGUAGUUUAAAUGGAUAGCAGAAACAAACAUCCAGUGCCAGCACUGUUAAUGAACAAAGUGCAGGCUGACCACAUCACACCGUUCUGGCUGUUAGGGUUAGUUUGUUCUGGCCUGUUGGCUACUGAAAAUGGUGAGUAAUUUGUUUUCCUUGUAAUUUGUGACAGAUUCCCUGUCUCCUGGGAAAGCACCCGACCAUAUAAGUUGCCUGGAAGUUUUCUUUGAGAAUUCACCAAGAUAGGUCUCACUCCAUUUGGUAAAUAAGGUUUUGAUCACACAGCAUCUGAGGCUCCAGGCUGCAGUCACUGGGACAACUUCUGGCAAAUUGAGAGGACUGGGUUGAACAAGUCUUGUGUUUUAGUACUGUAUGUACAAUCACUGUAUGAUUGGAGUUGACUGCCCUUCUUAUGCCUCACUAAUUCAGACAAUGACAUCUCAAUAUCCAUGGUACAUUUUUGCUUGAUCCAUGGAGUGAUAAGCCAGAGAGUGUAUUUUUUGUACCAAAGGUCUAAAAAGAGCUCCCAAAGGUUCACAGAGCUGUCUAAGUACUGAUCACUCUAGCCCUGUACAUAUCUCGUGUAAUCAAAGCACCUCGAGCAUUAACCCUUUCACUGUACCUGGCUGCUUAAACCAGAAAGGAGUUUCAUUCACUCUGUCUCUUAAAGAAAACCAAAAGCAAAAAGUUUUUUUUUAAACUUAUCAGCAUCUGAAAGAGAAACCCAGCAGCGUGUUUCCAAAUGGAGUGAGCAUGGUCAUGUCCUGCCAGAAUCUUUAUUGCCUUUUCUCCAAAUUAUCCACCAUUUCCAUCAGCACUUUCUAUGUUUAAUUCUACAGCAAACUUCAUCUUUGUGUUUAAAUCCCACCAGACUGGAGCUGCGUUGUGCCAUGUUUACCCAGCCCAAGUGCUGGUUAAAUGGUUGGUUUAUGUAAUGGUUGGGGCUGGAUGAAGUAAGCUUGGGCAUUCCUGGAUUAAACCAGCAAGGCCUACUGCUUUAAUUUCAGUUCAGGGUGAAGCGUGAUCGCUUCAAUGUUUGCAGGCCAAUUGUGUUGUGAAUGUGCUCCGUCAAUUUAACAAACGGCAAGAUUUGAAACUGAAAACAGUGUACUCUUGUAGUACUGUAUUCCUGCCACUACAUGGUAGUGUUGUAAUAAAGUGCUAAUCCAC